UGCAAAAAAUCAUUAAAUAUUGAGAUCAUAUAGACAGCGUUUAUUUUUUUAGUAAAUAGUACUAAGAAAUAUGUUUACUAUUAUACCAAAUUGUAUGAAAAUAAUAUAAUUUGUGUUGUUACGAAUUAUGAUGGAAAUAUCAAAGUUUAGAAAAAUAAAUAAAGAUCGCCUAUCUACAUUUUUGGAACACUUGGAAAAUAAAAACUUAGAUACUGACGAGAUAUUUGGAAAAUGUUUAAUGAUCUUGAAAACAUUAUUAUACACUUCAUCAAACUUUAUCCCCGACAGUAAUCUCAGUACACAGAACAACAUUCAAGCAUUUUUGUAUUCUAUUAAUUUUGAUGUAAUAGAAGCUGAUCACAUGAUCAAAUUGAAAUCAAUACUUGAUGAAGGGGCAGACUUUCAUAUUUACACUAGAUACAUAGAAUCUAUCUUAAAUAAAAACAACAAGUCAUUGAAUUCAAUUUUAAUGACUAUUUGGACUCAAUUAGGAUCAAAUGUAUUGAGAUUGCCUAUAAUUAUUCAUGAAAAAACCAUUGAAGUGAAUCCUGUAAUUUUCGAAAAAACUAUUUUGUCUGCAAUAUCUUUGUGGGAGAUUAAUGACUUAAUUGAUGUAUGCUCUAAAUCGCCAUUGGUAUUUCAAACAUGUUCAAGUAUAUUUAACGAAUUGCUCAUUAAGUUAAACUUUUCCAAUAAAUUUAUGGAGUUCUUAACCUACUUUGUAAAUAAUGUCACUUCACGUUGCAAAAACAACGAUAUUGAUAUUGUUAAUAUCUAUCCAAACAAAUGCAGAAGUGUAUUAACCUUAAGGGACAUUAAGAACAAAAAUUCAAUUCUAGUUACAGAAAAUGAUUUAAAUGAUGAAAUAAAAAAAUUAGCUUUAGCUUACCCCAAAGAAUCUAUUUGCUUGCUAAGUCAUUUUCCAGAUUUAUACAUACCAUCUGAAGAAUCUUAUACCAAUACGAUUAGUUAAUACGCCAUGGGUGUUUUUGUUUAUCUCAAAUGAAUUUCUUGUUAAAAACUAAGCUUAACAAAACAACAGUAAUAAUUGAUACUUUACAAUACCUACCUAUCUAUAUUUACCAAAUACCAAUAUUACACUACGACUACGUACUAUGGUACAUAUAUAAUACACUUACCUACAUGGCUAUGUAUUAAACUAACAUUUUAUAUAGAUUGUAUACCAACGAACAUAGUUAUUAUAAUUUAAUUGCUUUUAUGAUGUAUUU
Diuraphis noxia (Russian wheat aphid) is the source of this 1229-nucleotide messenger RNA. RefSeq lists its product as uncharacterized. The record is from RefSeq and is a predicted model, not a curated record. Lineage: Eukaryota; Metazoa; Arthropoda; Insecta; Hemiptera; Aphididae.